Molecule: messenger RNA, 2161 nt
Organism: Actinia tenebrosa (Australian red waratah sea anemone)
Lineage: Eukaryota; Metazoa; Cnidaria; Anthozoa; Actiniaria; Actiniidae
Source: RefSeq, a predicted model, not a curated record
GUAACGUCCUAAAUCUGGAUGUAAACAAUUAUGAAAAUCAAGACAUGGUGAUCAUAUAAACUUAGUAUAUAUAUAAUCCUUAAUUAAUCGACAAACAGCCCUGAAUAUCCGAGGCAUUUACAGAAAAUAUAUGAUUAUUUGAGAAUAAUGAAAUUAAGUUGGCUGACAGCAUUAGUGCUGUGCGCAUGCGUGACGAUAGACAUCGCAGAAGCCAGUCACCAUCACUACAAGAAAAGUGUCAUUGUGCAUACCCAGCAUCCCAAGAAGAAAUUUAAUAUUAUGGCCCGACCACAGUCAUCACCUGAUACUAUGACUGUGGUUAUGAAAGGUUUAGACGGAGCUCCUGGAAAACAAGGACCACAGGGCGAUCCUGGGAAACCAGGUCCACCCGGACCGCAAGGACCUCCGGGCGACCAAGGUUUAAAAGGAUUCUGCCGCAGAACACAGUGUGAGAAUGAACAGCUCAAACUCUUGAUACAACGCAUACUGGCCCUCGAAAAAUACGUGAACAGUAAGAUCAAGAAUGGAAAACGUCCUCCAGCCUGUAAGAACUCUACAACAGGUAAACCAAACUCUCCUGCAUGCAUUCUAGCUGCUUCUGUAAUUACCAUCGUGCCUCUCACUUCAUCGCCACAAGGCAAGCCUAAUCAAGGAGGCCAACAGGGUAAAGGUCAAGGUCAAGGCAAGGGACCGAAUCAAGCCGGCGUAGGGGGUCCAGUACAGUUCAAACCACCUCAAGGUGGUCCUAAAGGUCAAGCCGGCCUAGGGGGUCCAGCACAGUUCAAACCAACUCAAGGUGGUCCCAAAGGUCCAGGUCAAGGUCAGGGUAAGCCAGGCAGCAGUACUAUGAAUCUAGCCCUGACAUCUUCUCCUUCGGGUGCCGGGAGUGCUCCUGGUGCCUCGUGUGCCCCCGGUUCAAAAGUACAAUCUCCAUGUCCAACCGCACCAUCUGUCGUCGGAACCCCCACAGCCAAACGUCCGGCCCCUCCGACAGCCCAACCCUUCGUAACCUUGCAGGGGGCGACAUCCUACGAUUUUUCUUUACCGCCUGUAGCUGCCUUGCCUCGGCAAGAGACAGUCGUUGGAGGACCGCUGAAUCAGUACACCGCAAUCCCUGCCAACUGGGUUACGUCUGGUAUUGGACCCAUAGACUUGAAGCCGGCGUUGUACCGUCGAACACCAAUAAGCAGAACAGACAAGGAAAACUUCUAUUCACAGGGAUGGAAUUUAAUAAAGAAACACAACAUUCCUUCCGGCCACGGACUGUUAACUCACAAGCUGGCCCGUAAAAUGUUAAGCAAGUCGAAGGAUAAAAAAUUGAAGAUCUCCAAACCAAAAACCACCAAACAUUCACGUCACCAUCACAAAGAAAAACACCAUCAAAAAGUAACCAAUAAGAAGAGCCAUCGUGUCAAAACAAAAAAAGGCGCUGUUAAGAAACGUCACUGAUGUUAAAAUAGUAGUCAAAAUUAAGGGAUAGUUCUAGAGGACUGUCAAUUAGUUGGCAAAUAAAAAAACAAAAGAUAAAUAGCAAUAAAGAUUCAGGGCGUGGAUUCAAGGAUAGGAUUGUGGGGUGUAGUGAGGGAGGGAUGGCUUCCUUCCCCAUGUAAUAGUAGUAAUAAAUUAUGCGUUCGGUGUAUAUAUAAUGAAGUAGAGAGAAUUAGUAAUGGGUUAAUACUGAGUUAGCGCGGCUACCAUGGACAUCAUACUAGUGAACUGGGUGCAACAUUUUAACUUGGGGAUAGACCAAUCACAAAGAGGGAUGGAUUGUGAUAAUCAUAUAUUAAUACGAGGUAUAGAUGUAUAUAAUAGAAUAUUAGCAAACGAUGUACUGAACAUAAUUUAUUGUGGCUUUUCGAAAUUAUAAAAAAUAUCUCAUCUAGUGUGUAUAAAUUACAAAACCUUUUUGAAAUAAAAAACGUUAUCAUAGCAAUGGUGGAAUGGUGUACUUGAUAUAUGUUAAAUCCAAAUCUCAUAUAACUCUUUUGGGCUAAAUCCCCUAUAUAAAAAUCAUUUUGAUAUACAUGGCUUAAAGUAAGGCUUCCUUUUCAAGUAUCUUGGGAACAUGGUUACUUGCUUUUCUUAUACUUGUGUUAUCCAUUUGACCUCUCGACUAAAUUAGCAAAGAAAGGGAGCAAGGGAGUAAGGGAGCAAGGGAGCA